This is a messenger RNA of Hydra vulgaris (swiftwater hydra), 1335 nucleotides long. RefSeq names its product ubiquitin-like modifier-activating enzyme 5. Gene Ontology annotation, biological process: protein ufmylation. The record is from RefSeq and is a predicted model, not a curated record. Gene Ontology annotation, molecular function: UFM1 activating enzyme activity. Gene Ontology annotation, cellular component: cytosol; cytoplasm. NCBI's taxonomy places the organism in Eukaryota, Metazoa, Cnidaria, Hydrozoa, Anthoathecata, Hydridae.
AUAAUUGUCUCACAUAGAAUAUUUAUUGAAUUAAAGUUAUAAAAAGAAACAAAAUAAAAUUAAAGAUGACUGAGACUGAGCAGCUCAAAGCAAGAAUCAAUGAACUUGAAAGACUUCUUGAAAAACAGAUUAUGGAGCCAAAAGCAAGACCAAAGAUUGCUGAAAUGAGCUCUGAAGUUGUUGAUAGCAAUCCCUACAGCCGAUUAAUGGCUUUGAAAAGAAUGGGUAUUGUGGACAACUAUGAGAAAAUACGUGAUUACUCCGUUGCUAUUGUUGGAGUAGGCGGAGUAGGAAGUGUUACUGCUGAAAUGCUCACUAGAUGUGGAAUAGGAAAAUUGUUAUUAUUUGAUUAUGAUAAAGUAGAGUUGGCAAAUAUGAACAGGUUGUUUUUCCGCCCUGAUCAAUCAGGUAUGAGUAAAGUAGAAGCUGCUGAACACACACUGAGAGAAAUUAAUCCUGAUGUUCAAUUUGAAACUUAUAAUUAUGACAUCACUAAAGUGGAUUGUUUUAAUCAUUUUAUGAGUUGCAUCAGCAAAGGUAGCAUUACUGGUGGUCCAUUAGAUUUGGUAUUAUGCUGUGUUGACAAUUUUGAAGCUCGUAUGGCAAUUAAUACAGCUUGUAAUGAGUUGGGGCAGCCAUGGAUUGAAUCAGGCGUUAGUGAAAAUGCUGUAUCAGGACAUGUUCAAGUAAUUUUACCAGGGGAAACUGCUUGCUUUGCAUGUGCACCUCCAUUGGUUGUGGCUGCAAACAUAGAUGAAAAAACAUUAAAAAAAGACGGUGUAUGUGCUGCAUCACUGCCUACGACAAUGGGAAUAAUUGCUGGUUUUCUUGUACAAAAUACCCUCAAAUAUUUGUUGAAGUUUGGGCAAGUGACAUACUAUCUUGGCUACAACGCAAUGCAAGAUUUUUUCCCUACAAUGAUAAUGAAAGCAAAUCCUGGGUGCGAAGAUAAAUUUUGUGUUCUCCAACAACAGAAAUAUCAAGAAAUAUUGAAAUCAAAGCCAUUAGAUUUAAAUAACAAAAAAGAAGUACCUGUUGUUAUACACGAAGAAAACAAUUGGGGAAUAUCAUUAGUAGACGAAUCGUGCAAUUUACGAGAAGAUAAGCAGCUACCAAAACUUUCCGAAGGUCUUCAGUAUGCAUACACAACACCAACUCAAACCGAAGAUGUUUGUUUGAUUGCAGCUGAAUCGGCAGGUGACGAUCAACAGAGUCUUGAAGAACUUAUGAAUGCGCUAAAAAGUGUUUGAUUUUUGCGUCAAGUGAAACAAUUUGUAGUUGGUUAUUUAUAAAAUUAAAAAAGUUUUUGCGUGUUCAAAAAUAGCAUGUUCGAAA